Molecule: messenger RNA, 1506 nt
Organism: Asterias rubens (European starfish)
Lineage: Eukaryota; Metazoa; Echinodermata; Asteroidea; Forcipulatida; Asteriidae
Exons: 8
Coding region: 135-968 (277 amino acids)
Biological process (GO): interstrand cross-link repair
Cellular component (GO): Fanconi anaemia nuclear complex
Source: RefSeq, a predicted model, not a curated record
GUGAAUUCUGUUGUGGCGGUAUCUUCAAACAAACAUUGCUUACGCGUCCAAAAAGCACCCACAGGGUCCUGGAAGAGAAUCGGAACAAUACGAACCACAGAUCUUGAAGUGAUGAACAAAUCCUUGAGUUCGAGAUGAAUGACAUUGUCAGUAAAGCUCAGUCAUUUCUCGAGACGCUGCAGAAGGCCUCUGGAAAGGACGUUGACCAGUGGGACAUAGAGGCUUUACAGCGGGCUGUCGAGUGGGCAAAGUAUUUUGAACAGGUUCACCAGAGGCUUUUGAACAGACCUCACAAAAUCCAACAGCUCAAUAGAGGGCUCUAUCUGAUUGGUCACCUUCCAGGAGCAGCUCUCAGCCAAUUGGAGGUCACCUUUGAAGCUCUUGGCCAAUCAGUAAGGCUGUUAUUCCAGAUAUUACUUCAGAACCCUUACCUCAGCUCUAGCCUACAUAAGGAAGUGAUAAGGCAGUACAGUCUACUAGGCCAAGGAGUUACUUCCGCAGUCGAUGCAAGCACGCCUCAAAAUGAAACGGGCAGCCCGGAGAAUCCAGAGAGCAAUAUAUUCAUAACGGACAUUACAAGAUUUGCCAAAGAAAAAGCAACACGAUUGUGCCUACUGCAGAUGAGAGAGAAACUAAACAAGGCACUUGCAAAUGAGCUGAACAUAGAAGGAAAAGAUGUUCAUCAAGUUGACCUGGAGACCAAUGCCCUUCUUCUGCGUAACCACCUGAUGCAUCACAUGACUGACAGUCAAUCUAAACAGAAGACCAUGGAGUACUUGAACAAGCACUUGCAGUAUGUAGCCAGUCGGACCAAAGGCCUGGAGAUAAUCGGGUCCAUCUUAGGUUUACCUGGAGCCGAAAGUGAGGCGGAAUCUGCUGCCCUCAAGCGAUGCGAGGAAUACGUCUUCAAUUGGAUGAUGGAGAACAGAGUCAAAUCAUCAGUCGAUGACAAUAUGGAAAAUGGAUGAAAAUCAUCUUUGGUAAAUACUCCAACAAAUUAUUGACCAUAAAAACUGACUUGGUGAGAGGCACUGCAUACAGAUGAUGAACGUAUCAAAGGAUUCCCUUUGAGGUAAUAUGAUUUGGAUAAGUUUCACCCAAUUUGAAUCUGAGAAAUGAUUUGUGCAUGAGUUUCCUGAGGGUUGGUGUCGACGCACAAAUGCUGCAGCAAGAGAUGCGGUUUGGGCCCGCUGUCAGCUAACUAAAUGUGGAUGGAUAUCGUAUAAAUGUGAUUGGGUUUUGCGCCCUGAACACCCGGCGAGGUAGAUAUUUAAUGGUAUUUCAAGAAAUGUUUGGCACAAAAUAGAAACUUUGAAUACAAAAAGUGUCUUUUUUAAAAGAAGUAGGUGUUGGAUUUAUUAAAUCCAAAGCUCCCUUAGGUUUUAACAUUUUUCUACCUGGUAGAUUUGUUGAGCUACAACUUAAUAUGUUUUUCAAUUCUAUGCCAAAUCUUAGUUUUAACAAAAAUAUAAGAGGUUACUGAUAGAAACAUCGAACACACGUACG